Molecule: messenger RNA, 1302 nt
Organism: Serendipita indica DSM 11827
Lineage: Eukaryota; Fungi; Basidiomycota; Agaricomycetes; Sebacinales; Serendipitaceae
Source: the annotation of a GenBank genome assembly
AUGGAAUCACAAACAGUUUCUUCACGCAAGCUUAGCGGUUACGAGUUUUACCGCAAGAUCUUGGGCAGCCCAAAAUUUGUCGUGGCGCCAAUGGUAGAUCAAAGUGAACUGGCUUGGAGAGUUCUCAGUCGACGUUACGGUGCUCAUCUAGCAUAUACUCCCAUGAUCAAUUCAAAACACUUUGGUUCCAUCCGCAACAAAACCUUUCGAGAACUCAAUUUUAGCAUCCUAAACGGAGAGGAAGGAAACGAAAAACUUGAUAGACCCCUCGUAGUUCAGUUUUGUGGCAAUGAUCCACAGCAGGUUCUCGAAUCUGCCAAGAUUCUCGAGCCAUAUUGCGAUGCGGUCGAUAUCAAUCUCGGAUGCCCUCAGGAUAUCGCGAAGCGAGGCUACUAUGGUGCCUAUCUGCAGGAUGACUGGGAUCUAAUUUAUCGAAUAAUUAAUACGUUGCAUACUAACCUCAAUAUACCCGUAACAGCCAAGUUUAGAGUAUUCCCCGAUGUGGAAAAGACGGUCGAAUAUGCCAAAAUGCUCGAGCGUGCCGGUGCGCAGAUUUUGACUUGUCACGGUCGAACACGAGAACAACGCGGGGUCAAUACGGGGUUAGCCGACUGGGCCAAGAUCAAGGCGGUCAAGGAAGCCGUUUCAGUUCCCGUAUUCGCCAAUGGAAACAUCCUCUACUAUUCGGAUAUAGAGACCUGUCUCAAAGCCACCGGGGCAGACGCAGUCAUGUCUGCUGAAGGCAACCUCUACAACCCCGCCUUAUUCCGUCCAUCCCUCUUUGCCACGGACCUGGAUCUCCCGGAAAAGGGGAAUAAGGAUAUUGAUAUCUCGUUGGAACAUCUUCCGAUUACAGAUCUCGCCCUGGAAUAUCUAGAGAUCGUCAAACAGCAAAAAACACCAACGGACUGGGGUGCGGUCAAAGGCCAUUUGUUCAAGUUACUUCGACCAGGGUUCGCGACGGCUGUUGAUCUGCGAACCAAGAUGAGUAAAGUCCCAAACCCAAAGGGCAAGCCCGGCUCAGAAAAUGACAUGGCCAGCGGGUUAGAAGCGUACGAGCUGAUUGUUCGGGAGCUUAAAGAACGCCUACAGGCAGAUAUGAAAGCUGCCGAGGGCACAGACGCCGGUAGAGUACACAUCGACCCUUCGACUGGUGUGAGGUUUGUUCCACAUUGGCUCUCACAGCCCUAUUUCCGGCCUGCCCCUCCUCCCCCUCCGCCGAAUAAACGUGCAAAGGCGGAUAUCAAGAAAUAUUUGGAUGAGCGAAAGUCUGUGGAGACUGCAGAAAGUUUCGCUCUCUAG